AUGGUUUUCCUUGGGUUUAUACAAAUUGCUAUUUUCGUAUGUUUUAAGUUGUAUUUUACCGAGUUUAGGCUUUCAGGAAAGACUUUAGGUAUAAUCUGGGCCUUGAAGGUAGAAAGACGGGCUGGAUUGUCUGCCCAGGCAUUGGGCUCAGAUGGUGGCUCUAGUGGAGGAUGUGUGGGCCUGGCUGAUCAUGGGAAGCCUGGUGGGGCCUACAUGGAUGGUCAGCCUGCCACGAGUGGGCCUCCUGGGGGUCCCAGGAUGCAUGCCAGAGCACGGAGCAGAGGCAUUGCCUCCAGGGACCCACCCUCCAAGAUGGUCAUAUAA
Messenger RNA from Rangifer tarandus platyrhynchus (Svalbard reindeer), 324 nucleotides. The record is from the annotation of a GenBank genome assembly. Lineage: Eukaryota; Metazoa; Chordata; Mammalia; Artiodactyla; Cervidae.